Molecule: messenger RNA, 1286 nt
Organism: Sceloporus undulatus (fence lizard)
Lineage: Eukaryota; Metazoa; Chordata; Lepidosauria; Squamata; Phrynosomatidae
Product: stress response protein NST1-like
Exons: 3
Coding region: 95-577 (160 amino acids)
Source: RefSeq, a predicted model, not a curated record
AGCCACGCCCCUCGCUGCAACCUAGUCUCCUUGUCACUCACGCGCACAGGCUUGGCCCCGCCCCCUCCUCAUCCUCCCCCCCUCCCUUUGUUGAAUGGUGCAAACUAGGUUCUCAAAGGGCUCUCUUCCCUUCUCUGCUGUCCAUCUUUCCCUUAGACAACCCGCCUUCUCCUUCCUCGCCGCGGACUCUGAUUGGCCCAUUGGACUCCCUCCCUCCCUUGGCAACUCGCGCCUGCGCACAGCGGAGCCACGCGAACAGGAGCGGCCCAGGCAAAAGAAACAGAGAGAGAGAGCGCACGAGCAAGCGAGUGAGCGUCGCGAGGACUGGCCGUUGCUGGGAGGGCGGCAGCAGCAUUUCUCAGAAGACAAGAAGAAGGGAGAAAACAAGCAAGGAGGAAGUGCACAGCAGCGCAGCAGACUAUACUAUAUUUGGAGCCCAAAAAUGUUGAUGCUGAUGAAGAAGCAGAAGGAGAAGAAAGAGAAGGAAAAGAAGGAAAGGGAGGAGAAAGAGAGGAAGGAAAAGGAGAAGAAGGAAAAAGAGAAGCAGGAGAAACAGAAGCGGGCAAAUCAAUUUUAAAAAAAAUGUUCAGCCAUAACCAAUAAUCCCUAAAGCCUUUCUCAGCCCAUCCCAAAGAGCUUGCAAGUCUAGAUGCAUAUUGCAAUGUGCCAGGAAGAUUAGUAAACCAGAAUUCUAUUAGGCAAAAUGAAUGUGCAAAGCUGAAGGAAAUCACUGCACCUUGAUGCUGUGCCAGAUGCAUUCUGUGUCCUUUUACCUUUUAAGUGUUACCCAAUUCCAUUUCUGCUUGGCCCAGCCCACACCAGCUUCUCUGCAUUUCCUUUCUAUUCCCACCACAAAUAAUGUGUGUGUGUGUGUAAUCUCAGAAUAGCUCAAACUGUUCAGCAAAUAUUCUGUUUAUAAUUCUGCAAAAGAAAGCACACAAACAAUACCUGUAAUGUGUAUAUGAUCAUGCAAUUUUCCAUUGUUUUGUCAAGACUGAUACAUCCACUUAUUGAAUGUUUAUUCAAAUUAGAUGUCCCACAUUUCCAAACCAAAGUGGUUAGAAAAAUGGAUUACAUACCUGGAGGAAAAGCAUUGCCCAUUAUAGAUGAAUAAUUGGUAUUGACUGAGUACUGUUAACAGUUGUCUGUAUUCGUAUUCUUCCCUUAACCAUAGAAUCAUGCAGUUGGAAGAGACCACAAGGGCCAACCAGUCCAAUCCCCUGCCAUGCAGGAACUCUCAAUCAAAGUAUACCCAACAGGUGGCCAUCCAGCCUCUGUUUAAAGAC